Molecule: messenger RNA, 984 nt
Organism: Xiphias gladius (swordfish)
Lineage: Eukaryota; Metazoa; Chordata; Actinopteri; Istiophoriformes; Xiphiidae
Gene: lekr1
Product: leucine, glutamate and lysine rich 1
Exons: 6
Coding region: 1-984 (327 amino acids)
Source: RefSeq, a predicted model, not a curated record
AUGUGUGAUGAAAGGGAGCAGAGGAAACAGAGUGAGGAGCAGCUGUCCCAACAGGAAGACUCUGAGAAGGAGCACAGAGGAAAACUAGUCAGAGACAUAUUGAUAGAGUCCCAUGGCAAAGCCCUGACCAAGCUGGAUGAAGACUGCAGACAGCAAAUGGCCUUAAAACUGGCUGCUACUCUGGAAGAGCAGAGAACCCAGAGUGCAUUGCACCUGAGGGAGCAGAUGGACAAGUCUCGCAGGGAGGUGGAGCUAGAGCUGACAGUUGACCGGGAGAAGAACCAACUGCUGCUUCUGCAAUACCAACGAGACAGCGCGCAGCUACAGCAGAAGCUGGAGGAGAAGGAGCAGAAGCUGCGAGGACUGACAGAGGAGCUGCAGCAGGAGAGGAGAAGCAGGGAGGCGGAGAAGAUGACACAUGAUGAGCAGAGGAGGAGAGAAGAGGAGAUACACCAGGAGCUGAAGCGCACCCAACAGCAGGAGUCACUACAACUGAGCCAAGCUAAAGCUGAGCUACAAGAACUAAAAGAAGAGGUGGCGUUACUUGAGGAGACAGUAAGGAGGGAGUUUGGGGAGAGGGAGGAGCUGACUGCUGCUCUGUCUAAAGUUCAAGAGGAGCUCCUUGGACUGUGCUCCCCAGUGUCUCAUCAGGGCUCCUGCAGGUCUCCUCCAAACCCCAUGGAGAGACACACAUCGCCAGGGAACAAGCAUUUCCAUCUCCAUAGUCAAGACCAGGUACCUCUUACUCGCUCUUCAACCUUCCCAAACACACUCCGAUCCUCCCCUGCCUGCACAGACAAAGACAAAGGCCGGAGCACAGACGGAGGAGGAGCAAGGAGGAGUUUGGAGUCCUGGAAUCGUGGUGGGGUGUCAGGUGGAGAAAAAUGGCGAGAGGGGACACUGCCCAGACUGAGAGCGAACAGCACAGUGAGCGAAGUCACGUGUAAGGUCAGUUUAGUGAUGGGGAGGAAGGAGAGACUGUAA